Molecule: messenger RNA, 1714 nt
Organism: Phytophthora sojae
Lineage: Eukaryota; Oomycota; Peronosporomycetes; Peronosporales; Peronosporaceae
Product: phosphatidylinositol 3 and 4-kinase-like protein
Exons: 1
Coding region: 254-1609 (451 amino acids)
Source: RefSeq, a predicted model, not a curated record
GACAAGCAAGCACUGUUCCGCCCCCACCGCGCUUGAAGCUCCGCCUCCUUUGAGCCUUCCGCCCCAGACUCCGCGCCGCACAAGAGAGACCCCCAGCCUCUCUCUUUUGCCUCUCUCUGUCUUCCGUUUCUUCUUGGCCUUGCGCGCAGUGACCCCCACCGCGAGCAGCGCCUUCAGCCCCCUCCCGCGUCCCACAGCCGACCUUCAUCGUCUCCAACGCAGCUAAGAAGAAACCCAAGCGCAGAGAGAAAGCAUGGGCGCUGUUGAAUGGUUUCGCGGGAGCUCGGACAGGGCGGACGACGCGCUGGCGCCUGAGCAAGAUGGUCGCAAGAGGAUCAAGAGCCGCUUCAGCCGCCUGCGGCUGCACGGCUCGGCCAUGCUGAACGCCAAGGGCCUGCUGCAGCAGACGGUGGUGACCAAGCUCGUGCAGUUCCGCCUGGCGCCGCUGCGCUGCACCUCGCCCUUCAAGCGCGACAGCGAGUGCCCAAUCAUUCUGUUCGGAGAGAAGGGUGAAUGUGCCGAGCCGGAGACCGAGCUGCCUGCUGGACUGGACGCCAAGUGGCUCACGACGGAGGCGGCCGAGCGCUUCGCCGAGCAGGUCAAGUGCAUGGUCGCGGACACCGGCAGCUCGUUCCAGAUGACGAGCGAGGGCUGCGGCGGUGCGUACUUUUUGUCGGUGGAAUCGAUGGACAAUUCUUCUACCAAGAAGAUGAACCCUCUGGGAAUUUUCAAGCCACGCGACGAGGAGUACAUGGCCCCGAAGAACCCGAGGGGGUACGUGAAGGAAAACGCGGUGGUGGGCGUGACGGAGCACCCGGUGAACAAGGGCUUCCGAGUCGGCAACGGAGCUCUCCGUGAACGCGCCGCCUAUUUGCUGGACAACGCCUACGGCAGCUUUAGUGGUGUGCCUGUGACGAACUUGAUGGUUUUGAGUGUGAAUGGAGAGGAGAAGGAGGGCUCGAUGCAGCGCUUCGUGGCCUCGCAGUGCUCGGCGGAGGACAUGGGCACGCUGAAGUUCGCGAUCCCCGAGGUGCACAAGAUCGGCAUCCUGGAUGUGCGUCUAUUUAACACGGACCGCCACGCCGGCAACAUCUUGUUGAGUGCGCGGCCGAACGACCAGACCUUCGGCAUGACGCCGAUCGACCACGGCUUCUGCCUGCCGUCCUACAAGCAGCUCGACGGUGCGACGUUCGACUGGCUGCAGUGGCCCCAGGCUGAAUUCCCGUUUACGUGUGCUGAGCUCGACCACAUUGCGUCGCUGGACGAGGCGCGAGAUGCGGCCGUGCUGCGUGCCGUUGGGAUCGAGGAGGAGUGUGUGACGACGAUGCGUGUGUGUACGGCGGUGCUCAAGCGUGGAGCGGAGGCCGGGUUCUCGCUGUUCGAGAUCGGCAGUCUGCUACAGCGCGACGGUGACUUCACGUCGCCCUCGCAGCUGGAACUGGUUGUCGCCAAGGCGGCCAAGGUCGUGGAGGAGGACAUGAACAUGUCGGAGGAAAAGGACGGAGUGGCCUUCUUCGACGCCAUCGUGGCCGAAUCUGCUCGCCAGGCCGAGAGCAUGUUCGAGGGCCAGACCAAGAAGAAGGUGCGAAGCAUCAGCUGCUUCAGCUAAGCGGUGCGCCGCGGAGCUCAAGAGCUCGGGCGCGGUGAGUUGAGUGAGUGUUUUGAUGGAAGAAACAUGACAAGAAAACAAUAAACAAGAGAGGAGAGAGGAAGG